This is a messenger RNA of Populus nigra (black poplar), 1435 nucleotides long. RefSeq names its product lipase. The coding region runs from base 191 to 1252 and encodes 353 amino acids. The transcript has 11 exons. Lineage: Eukaryota; Viridiplantae; Streptophyta; Magnoliopsida; Malpighiales; Salicaceae. Gene Ontology annotation, biological process: lipid metabolic process. The record is from RefSeq and is a predicted model, not a curated record.
UCUCUGUGUCUCUCAAUCAGUGUUUCCUUGUCUUUUUCCUCAAUUAAUCAAAUUAUUUUACGCUACGAACUCUAUUUUAUCCAAAAACACGAUAAGGCUGCAGUCUUUCCGUCUAAUAUAAUCGUACGGUCGCCGGAGACCCUAAAAUCGGAGCUCCGAAUUCAUUGUGAUAGCGGGUCCACCAGAGUACAUGGGGAAAAGGAGGUGGUUUAUUUUGGCGAUUUUUGUAUGUCUGUUUGCUUUCUCUUGUGGAAGAGAACUUAUGGCCGAGCAUAAGCACGCAGAUAAUCAUCUAACCGCUUACAAUCACUCUCUUGCAACAAUAUUGGUUGAGUAUGCCUCUGCGGUAUAUAUGUCAGAUUUGACACAACUUUUUACUUGGACAUGCCCGAGGUGUUCUGGUUUGACUGCGGGAUUUGACAUUAUAGAGCUGCUUGUUGAUGUUGAGCACUGCUUACAGUCAUUUGUUGGAGUUGCAAAGGAUCUUAAUGCUAUAGUCAUCGCCUUUAGAGGAACUCAGGAACACAGCAUACAGAAUUGGAUUGAAGACUUGUACUGGAAACAACUUGAUAUAAAUUACCCAGGCAUGCCUGAUGCAAUGGUGCACCAUGGGUUUUAUUCUGCAUAUCACAAUACAACAAUUCGACCUGGAAUUCUAAAUGCAGUUGAAAGAGCAAAGAAGUAUUAUGGAGAUCUUAAUAUCAUCGUGACAGGGCAUUCAAUGGGAGGAGCCAUGGCAGCAUUUUGCGGACUUGAUUUGGUGGUUAAUACUGAAGCCAAGAAUGUUCAGGUUAUGACAUUUGGACAGCCUCGGGUUGGCAAUGCAGCUUUUGCAUCUUACUACAGUCAACUUGUGCCAAACACAAUUCGAGUCACAAAUGACCAUGAUAUUGUACCACAUCUACCUCCAUACUAUCGUUAUUUCCCUCAAAAGACAUACCAUCACUUCCCAAGAGAGGUUUGGCUGCAUAACAUUGGAGUGGGAAGUCUGGUUUAUGAAGUGGAGAAGGUCUGUGAUGGUUCUGGUGAAGACCCAGACUGUAGCAGGUCGGUGGCAGGGAACAGUAUUGCAGAUCAUUUAGUUUAUUUUGGUGUUGAGCUGAUGUGCGAGACAUGGAGAUCUUGUGGAAUCGUGAUGGAUUCUCUUGCCAAAGAGUACGGAAAAAUGGAUGUCAAAGGAAAUAUUGUUUUCUCCAGAGAUUCUAUUCUGAGAAUGAAAACAGAGACAAACAUUGGUGGAGAUCGUAUGUAGAAUUCAGAAUUUGGGUUCUCCUCCAAGGUGGCUGAGAGGCCACUUGUGAACUCUUCCCCAAGUAGGUUUUUCUUGAUUUUAUAUUCUGAGCCCAUUGUGUAGCUGAUGACCACUGUCGAGGGGGGCGUUCUGUAUAUAGAUUGAUUUGUACAUCUAAAUCUUUUUUAUUUAUAUUUUUUAUAA